Messenger RNA from Phragmites australis (common reed), 2826 nucleotides. RefSeq names its product succinate dehydrogenase [ubiquinone] iron-sulfur subunit 1, mitochondrial-like. The transcript has 2 exons. Gene Ontology annotation, biological process: respiratory electron transport chain; tricarboxylic acid cycle; aerobic respiration. Gene Ontology annotation, molecular function: 2 iron, 2 sulfur cluster binding; electron transfer activity; structural constituent of ribosome. The record is from RefSeq and is a predicted model, not a curated record. The coding region runs from base 82 to 1113 and encodes 343 amino acids. Gene Ontology annotation, cellular component: ribosome; mitochondrion. Lineage: Eukaryota; Viridiplantae; Streptophyta; Magnoliopsida; Poales; Poaceae.
CCACCACGCGCCUCCUCCCCUCCCAAUAGAAAACGAGAAGAAAAAAAAAAUAAGGCGAGCCCCCAAAUCGAAUCCACACUCAUGGCCGCCGCCCUCCUCCGCCGCUCGCCGGCGGCGCGCGCCCUCCUCUCGUCCCGCCUCGUCGCGUCCAAGCCCCACUCCUCCGCCCCGUCGCCGCCGCCGUCCAAGGCGGCCCCCAACACCAAGACGUUCUCGAUCUACCGGUGGGACCCCGACUCGCCGUCGACGAAGCCGCACCUCAAGGACUACCAGGUGGACCUCUCCGACUGCGGGCCCAUGGUGCUGGACGCGCUGCUCAAGAUCAAGAACGAGCAGGACCCGUCGCUCACCUUCCGCCGGAGCUGCCGCGAGGGCAUCUGCGGCAGCUGCGCCAUGAACAUCGACGGCGACAACGGCCUCGCCUGCCUCACCAAGAUCUCGUCCGCGUCCUCGGCCUCCACUGUCUCGCCGCUGCCGCACAUGUUCGUCGUCAAGGACCUUGUCGUCGACAUGACCAACUUCUACAACCAGUACAAAAGCGUCGAGCCCUGGCUCAAGCGCAAGAACCCGCCGCCUCAGCCGGGGAAGGAGUUCCCGCAGACCAAGGCCGACCGCGCCAAGCUCGAUGGCAUGUACGAGUGCAUCCUCUGCGCCUGCUGCUCCACUUCAUGCCCAUCCUACUGGUGGAACCCCGAGGAGUACCUGGGCCCCGCAGCGCUGCUCCACGCUAAUAGGCUUCCGCUGUGGGGGAUGCUUAUCAAACCAAAACCCAACAUGUUCAUGCACAUUCAAGCUCGAGGAUAUCAUGGGGUGUCAGAGAAGAGAAACCUGCGGGACCACAAACGUAGAUUGCUUGCAGCAAAAUAUGAACUGAGAGGAAAACUUUAUAAGGCUGUCUGUAGGGACCCUGAUCUUCCGUCAGAUAUGCGGGAAAAGUUCCGCUAUAAGUUGUCCAAGUUACCAAGAAAUAGUUCCAUGACACGUCUUAGAAACCGCUGCAUUUUCACUGGCCGCUCCCGUGCUGUCUACAAGAAAUUCCGCAUGUCCCGUAUUGUGUUCCGCUCUUUGGCAAAUAAGGGUGAAGUGUUGGGCGUAAAGAAAGCAUCUUGGUAGAUGUUAACAAACCAGUAGGACAAACCACUAGCUCUGCAGUAGUCAAGCAAAAUAAGGUUGCCUGCAUUCAAUCUUUCAGUGUGGGAUCCCUGAAACUAUCUUUCAAGUUUCUGGCCAGCAGCCAAUGUGUUCUCUUUUUUAUUAUUUAGUUGAAUCAGUGUAUUGUACUGUUCUUCCGGCUAUUCAGCAUUAUGAAGUUAAAGUUUUGGAACAUUUCUGAAUGUGGUAAUGUUACUCUUUUGGUCGCUGUCUACACUUGCAAUUGUGAAUGUGUCAUGUUACAUUUUCGUAUCUGUUUAUGUUUAUAGUUUUCCAUGUUCCUAAUGAAGUAGGUACUAUUUCACUGCAAAGCAUACCUUGUUUGCUCUCAAUGCUUUGGACUUUUGGAGUACUGUAUCUUUAUUGCUAAUCAAAUCUGAAUUCACUAACAGUUCAGCUUCCUGUUUCCUGCCAGUUGUUUGUGUUUGGUUUUUUUAUGUCCCUUGUUUGUGCAAAUGUUUGUCCAGCAAUUUUUGUUCUACCUUCUGGACUACUCUAAACCUUAUUAAUUACGUAGCCAGUUCAGCAUUAUGUAUGUUCGGUGUUUCUGUUUCUGAUUUAUUUGUACCAAAUUUUUUGCAUUAGCUGUUCAAUUGAUCUUAUUUUAUCUACCUCUAUUUCAUUGAUUUGAUGUGCGCAUGGAGGUUUUAUUUUAUAUCUUUGGAAUUCAGAUAUGUUAAAUAAUUUGGUUUGCAGCUAGUAUAAUGAGCAUAAAUGUAUUUUGAUAUACAACAAUAUCAGAUUCCUAGAUGCUAUAGUCAUGUGAGUUGAGACAAAUCAAAAUGAGUUAAUGGAGCUAGUUUUGUUUGCCUUAACUUCAUACAACAUAAAAUGGAAUCUUAAACAUGAUCUGAUAGAACUGAUCCAGCAGUUUACAUUGUCAUGCAUUUAUGUUUUUUUAAUGAACAUGUACUUUUAGGUAAUAUAUUUUAUGAGUAUUUUCAGUACCUACUGUCAUAAGAAGCUGGCUUUCUCGUUAAACAAAUAGCCUAUUUAGUAGUAUAUCUGUAUGUAAAACGCUGAGGUGUGUAGAAACCAAAUAUACUAGUCUGAUUGGCGCGCUUACGCCACGCCUUUUUUUUUCACAGAAUAUGACAAAAGAAGACUUGAAAAAAUUGGGUUCACCAAUUUAGAAUAUCUCAAUAUUUAUUUAUAAAUUUAUCAAUAUUUAGCACAUUCACUUAAUUAUAGGGAAAACAGUAGUACUUUCAUGCAUGCACAUAAUUUUAGUACGUAGAUAACAGUAAUACGAAACUAACAAAACUUGUUCCAUAUUUUUUGAGUUUUAAAUAUUUUUCUGUGCAUUUUAGAUUAUUUCAGUCAAUUUAUCAAUAUAACUAAUAUUCAUGUCGAUAUUUUUUGGAAUUUCCUGAAAAUAAAAUUAUAUUAUAUAUGUAAAUAUACGUAUAUGUGUAUAUAUAUGUUUUUAUAUACAUAUAUACGUAUAUGUAUAUAUGUACAUAUUGUAUAUCUAUAUGCACACAUAUGUGAGAUCUACUGCUACAGUAGCUGCAGUAGCCGGACCUGGGAGCGCUCGAAAUCUUGGCUCAUAAUAUAUGUUAUAGAUGUGUGUGCUAUUUUACAUGUUUCCGUGUUCUCGCCUUUGGUUGAGUUUGAAAUUGUGGUGCGACGGUAGAACGUGCUUGUCAUACCACGAUUGCUCUGUGCUAUAAA